AUGGCCGUAAGAUUGCAAUCUUCGACUUCCUCGUUGGCCAAGUAUGCAUCUGCGAAAUCCCCCGGCGUCGACCUGUAUAAUGGAAGUAAAUCGAGAGAUUUCUGUAAUUCAUUUUGGGGAACUGGCGACUACGGGGCGAAUAUCUUAUUCGCUAGGAUGAGAGGUGCUGCACGGACUACCGAUGGAAUGAGAAAUUUCUGGAAAGAGAGAGCUCAAAUUGAGGAAGAAUAUGCGAAGAAACUCUUAGAUCUUUCUCGUAUGGUGUUUGGAAAGGACGAGGUUGGGGAACUGAGGAAUGCUCUCGAUACACUACACUCCGAGACGGAGAAGAUGGCCAAGGCUCACAUGGAUCUCUCGGAGCAGCUUCGGACCGAUUUGGAAGAGCCAACGGUUGCAUUGCUGAACAAACAACUCGAACAUCGCAAAGUGGUACAAUCCCCGGUCGAAAGGAGGUUCAAGGCAAAGCAGUCGCAGGAAUCGUACGUCGUGAAGGCACGGGAGAAAUACGAGGGUGAUAGGCUGCGAAUUGCUUCUUACACAAAACUCAUCGAGCAGCAAGGGCCAGAGCUUGAACGCAUCAGACAGAAGCUGAGGAGGGCCGAGCAAACUGUUGGGGCGAAUGAGAAAGAUUAUGAAAAUUUUUGUAAAGCGUUGGGGGAUAUGCUACCUGCCUGGGAAAGCGACUGGAAAGAUUUCUGUGAUUCCUGCCAGGAUAUGGAGGAAGAGAGAUUAGAUUUCAUGAAGGAUAAUCUAUGGGCAUAUGCGAAUGCCGUGUCUGUGGUGUGUGUAGCGGAUGAUGUGUCAUGCGAAGCGAUUCGGACAGUACUUGAUCAGCUUGAAACGGAACGGGAUAUCGAGUCCUUCGUCCAGGAAUACGGUACCGGGAACUCUUUACCCAAUGCACCUGAAGCUAGGCCGAUUGAACAUAAUCCUUCGUCCUCGUCUACUUCACUCCAUCUUCCGCCACUUGUCACUUCUUCUCGUCAAGCCAAAUUCGCUCGCAAAUCCCGUCGGCCUCCGCCAACAGUGUCUCAGCCCCCGGAAGAGGACCAACCCGUCAAUAAGAAUGGUACCUCUCCUCCAGUCAUUGACAAUCCCACGAAACCGCCGCUGCCCACACAAUCACCGCCACCUGUAUCACCUAAAGUGCCGGUUCCUCCACUCGUAGAGACAACGCCACCUCCUCCUGUAUUUGUUGACCGCAACUCCAAGCCGAUGCCUCCCCAUCCGAACCAAGCCCCGCAUCCUGGCACAGCAGGGCCCCCCCAUCCACCCCCGGAGCAGCAACCCGAGGACCCAGGAAGACCCAUUUUGUUCUAUGUUGAAGCCCUUUACGACUACACUGCUACUAUAGAUGAGGAAUUCAGUUUCCAAGCUGGAGAUAUCAUCGCGGUGACUGCUACUCCUGAUGAUGGCUGGUGGAGUGGUGAACUUUUGGAUGAAAACCGAAGAGUGGAAGGAAGACAUGUCUUCCCUAGCAAUUUCGUUCGACUCUUUUAG
Messenger RNA from Marasmius oreades (fairy-ring Marasmius), 1500 nucleotides. RefSeq lists its product as uncharacterized. Bases 1 to 1500 code for a protein of 499 amino acids. The transcript has 5 exons. NCBI's taxonomy places the organism in Eukaryota, Fungi, Basidiomycota, Agaricomycetes, Agaricales, Marasmiaceae. Gene Ontology annotation, molecular function: protein binding; phospholipid binding. The record is from RefSeq and is a predicted model, not a curated record. Gene Ontology annotation, biological process: cytoskeleton organization. Gene Ontology annotation, cellular component: cell division site; cytoplasm; mitotic actomyosin contractile ring, proximal layer.